This is a messenger RNA of Cervus elaphus (red deer), 1476 nucleotides long. RefSeq names its product heat shock protein HSP 90-alpha-like. Lineage: Eukaryota; Metazoa; Chordata; Mammalia; Artiodactyla; Cervidae. Gene Ontology annotation, cellular component: myelin sheath; cytosol; protein-containing complex. Gene Ontology annotation, biological process: cellular response to heat; protein stabilization; protein folding. Gene Ontology annotation, molecular function: disordered domain specific binding; ATP binding; ATP-dependent protein folding chaperone. The transcript has a single exon. The coding region runs from base 16 to 1476 and encodes 486 amino acids. The record is from RefSeq and is a predicted model, not a curated record.
CAAAACUAGCUGUGCAUGGUGACUGUCCCUGUCACUGAAGGCCUUGGCAACACAACACCCUUCGGGUUUUCUGAUGUAGUUCAAGUAAUCAACCAGCAGAUGGCGCUGCUCCUUUUUGUGGAGAAGGAACGUGAUAAGGAAGUUAGUGAUGAUGAGGCAGAAGAGAAGGAAGACAAAGAGGAAGAGAAGGAGAAAGAAGAAAAGGAGUCUGAUGACAAGCCUGAGAUAGAAGACGUUGGCUCAGAUGAGGAGGAGGAAGAGAAGAAGGACGGGGACAAGAAGAAGAAGAAGAAGAUCAAGGAGAAGUACAUCGAUCAAGAAGAGCUGAACAAGACAAAGCCUAUCUGGACCAGAAACCCUGAUGACAUCACUAACGAGGAGUACGGAGAGUUCUACAAGAGCCUGACCAACGAUUGGGAGGAUCACUUGGCGGUCAAGCAUUUUUCAGUUGAAGGACAGUUGGAAUUCAGAGCCCUUCUUUUUGUCCCAAGACGAGCUCCUUUUGAUCUGUUUGAAAACAGAAAGAAGAAGAACAACAUUAAGUUGUAUGUUCGCAGAGUUUUCAUCAUGGAUAACUGUGAGGAGCUAAUCCCUGAAUACCUGAAUUUCAUUAGAGGUGUGGUGGACUCUGAGGAUCUUCCUCUGAACAUUUCCCGUGAGAUGUUGCAACAAAGCAAAAUUUUGAAAGUUAUCAGGAAGAACUUGGUCAAAAAGUGCUUGGAACUCUUCACUGAACUGGCAGAAGAUAAAGAGAACUACAAGAAGUUUUAUGAGCAGUUCUCUAAAAAUAUUAAGCUUGGAAUACAUGAAGAUUCUCAAAAUCGGAAGAAGCUUUCAGAGCUGUUGAGAUACUAUACUUCUGCUUCUGGUGAUGAGAUGGUUUCUCUCAAGGACUAUUGCACAAGAAUGAAGGAAAACCAGAAACACAUCUAUUACAUCACUGGUGAGACGAAGGACCAGGUAGCCAACUCUGCCUUUGUGGAGCGUCUCCGGAAGCACGGCUUGGAAGUGAUCUACAUGAUCGAGCCUAUUGAUGAGUACUGUGUGCAGCAGCUGAAGGAGUUUGAGGGGAAGACCUUAGUGUCAGUCACCAAAGAGGGCCUGGAACUUCCAGAAGAUGAGGAAGAGAAAAAGAAACAAGAAGAAAAAAAGACAAAAUUUGAAAACCUUUGCAAAAUCAUGAAGGACAUUUUGGAGAAGAAAGUUGAAAAGGUGGUUGUGUCUAACCGGUUGGUGACAUCCCCAUGCUGCAUUGUGACAAGCACAUAUGGCUGGACAGCAAACAUGGAACGGAUCAUGAAGGCUCAAGCCCUGAGAGACAACUCAACGAUGGGUUACAUGGCAGCCAAGAAGCACCUGGAGAUCAACCCUGACCAUUCCAUCAUCGAGACCUUGAGGCAAAAGGCAGAGGCUGAUAAGAAUGACAAGUCUGUGAAGGAUCUGGUCAUCCUGCUGUACGAAUUCAUAGGUUCUUAA